Molecule: messenger RNA, 6190 nt
Organism: Nannospalax galili (Upper Galilee mountains blind mole rat)
Lineage: Eukaryota; Metazoa; Chordata; Mammalia; Rodentia; Spalacidae
Gene: Slc22a23
Product: solute carrier family 22 member 23
Exons: 13
Coding region: 1-2769 (922 amino acids)
Biological process (GO): transmembrane transport
Cellular component (GO): membrane
Molecular function (GO): transmembrane transporter activity
Source: RefSeq, a predicted model, not a curated record
AUGGAAGAGCCCUGGAAGCCAGAAGAUCCAAACCCAGAGGCUUGUCAGGCAUUUGACUCUCACAUCAUCUCAGCCCUGGACCUGAGGACUGAAUGGCUGGAUAGAAAUGGCGAUUUGGGGUGGGUGCUGCGGUGGGUAGCGGGUGACGCGAUUUUGCGAGGGACUGGCAACCAGAAACUGGCAGAUGCGGCUCCUUGUCCCUGCUCCGUGGACACAAAAAUCAACCUAAUUCGAGUCUGGGAGAAGCGCAGUCUGGAAGGCCGGUCACCCUCGGGCUCUGGACCAGGAGCGGGGUGCGGCCAGCCGGGCACCUCUGAAGCGAGCAGAGGUCACGGAGGGCGCGCCCGGGGUGGGCUGGGGUCCCCCGUGGCUGCGCAAUCCCUGCCUGCAGAGCACCCUGUCCACUCUCUCCCCGCCAGCACUGAUUCCGUGGAGACCCCACGCUCGGAGGGGCGCCAGGGAUUCUGCGGCUGCGGCCGGGGUGUCCCUGUCGCCGCCCCUGCGUCUGCCACUUGGCGGCGCAGCGGGCUGGAGGGGGCGCUAGCGCGCAGGACCUACGCAGCAGGUGCCGCGUUACCUCCACCUCGGCGGGGGGAGAGGGGGCGGGCCGCGGAGGGAGGCGGAGGCCGGCUAGGCGAGCGGGAGAGCGCGGCCGGCUCCGCAGCUGGCUGCGAGCUCGCGGCUUCCGGGAGCGCCCGAAGUCCGCGAAAUCCUCCCAGGCGCCGGGGACACGCGGCCACCAGCACCCCUCGCACCGCGGUUCGCAGGACCGCGAGCAGCCGCGAGGGCGCGGGGGACGCGGCAGCUUCUGCACCCCUCGGGGGACGCGGGGGUGCCGGCGGCAGCGCGGAGAUCCAGCCGCUGCCGGCGCUGCACCCCGGCGGCCAGCAUUCGAGCUGCUGCCCGGCGGCCGCCCCGAGCCUCCUGUUGCUGGACUACGACGGCUCGGUGCUGCCUUUCCUCGGGGGCCUGGGCGGCGGCUACCAGAAGACCCUGGUGGUGCUCACCUGGAUCCCCGCGUUGUUCAUUGGCUUCAGCCAGUUCUCGGACUCCUUCCUUCUGGACCAGCCCAACUUCUGGUGCCGCGGGGCCGGCAAAGGCACCGAGCUGGCGGGUGCCACUGUCACCGGCCAGUGGGGCGACCUGGGCAACUGGACCAGUACCCCGGUCACUCCCUUCUCCACUGCCUCCUGGGGGGUCGCGGGCAACCCGGUCAACAGCAGCGACACACCACCCCUCCCGUCCCCUCCAGGCAAGGGGAACAACGACUCAAAUUGUGACUGCCACGCUUGGGACUACGGCAUCCGCUCAGGCCUCGUCCAGAACGUGGUCAGCAAGUGGGAUCUUGUGUGUGAUAAUGCCUGGAAGGUCCAUAUCGCUAAGUUCUCCUUACUGGUUGGAUUAAUCUUUGGCUACCUAAUAACUGGAUGCAUUGCUGACUGGGUUGGCCGGCGGCCUGUGCUGUUGUUUUCCAUCAUCUUCAUUCUGAUCUUUGGACUGACUGUGGCACUGUCAGUGAAUGUGACCAUGUUCAGCACACUCAGGUUCUUUGAAGGAUUCUGCCUGGCUGGAAUCUUUCUCACCUUAUAUGCAUUACGAAUAGAGCUGUGCCCUCCAGGAAAACGGUUCAUGAUCACCAUGGUGGCAAGCUUCAUAGCUAUGGCAGGCCAGUUCCUCAUGCCAGGGCUGGCCGCGCUAUGCCGGGACUGGCAGGUGCUGCAGGCCCUCAUCAUCUGCCCCUUCCUGCUCAUGCUGCUCUACUGGUCGAUAUUCCCAGAGUCUCUCCGCUGGCUCAUGGCUACCCAGCAGUUUGAGUUGGCAAAGAAGCUGAUCCUGCACUUGACACAGAAGAACUGUGUAAGCCCCGAGAGUGACAUCAAGGGCAUUAUGCCAGAGCUGGAAAAGGAACUUUCCCGGAGGCCCAAGAAGGUGUGCAUCGUGAAGGUGGUGGGGACCCGAAACCUGUGGAAGAACAUCGUGGUCCUGUGUGUGAACUCGCUGACAGGGUUUGGGAUCCACCACUGCUUUGCAAGAAGCAUGAUGGGCCACGAGGUGAAGGUGCCGCUCCUGGAGAACUUCUACGCUGACUAUUACACCAUGGCCAGCAUUGCGCUGGCCUCCUGCCUGGCCAUGUGUGUAGUAGUCAGGUUCCUCGGGCGCAGGGGAGGGCUGCUGCUCUUCAUGAUCCUCACUGCCCUGGCCUCUCUUCUGCAGCUUGGGCUCCUCAACCUGAUUGGGAAAUACAGCCAGCAUCCAGACUCAGAAUUGCAGCUGAAGUUGGCCGUAGGGAUGAGUGACAGCGUCAAAGACAAGUUCUCCAUCGCGUUUUCCAUCGUGGGCAUGUUUGCAUCCCAUGCAGUGGGAAGCCUCAGUGUGUUCUUCUGUGCAGAGAUCACCCCCACGGUGAUAAGGUGUGGAGGACUGGGGCUGGUGCUGGCCAGUGCAGGCUUUGGCAUGCUGACAGCACCCAUUAUUGAGCUGCACAACCAAAAAGGCUACUUCCUGCACCACAUCAUCUUCGCCUGCUGCACGCUCAUCUGCAUCAUCUGCAUCCUCCUGCUGCCUGAGAGCAGGGACCAGAACCUGCCUGAGAAUAUCGCCAAUGGGGAACACUACACACGGCAGCCACUGCUGCCACACAAGAAGGGAGAGCAGCCCCUGCUGCUCACCAACUCAGAGCUCAAAGACUACUCGGGCUUGCACGAUGUGGCUGCAGUGGGCGAUGGACUGCCAGAAGGGGCCACUGCCAAUGGCAUGAAGUCCAUGUAGCUUACUGAGCCACACCAGCAUCCCACCAGUCCCCUGGGGUUUAAAGGGCUGAGGGACGCUUGCACACAGGUUUACAGACCAGAGAGGAGAUGCAUGGCUGGGGAGGAAAGUCCAACUCUGCUGCUGACGCCACCCAAUAGUGAGAACUUCAACUGGUGUGGGGAAAUGCUCUUUUCAAAUGUCCAAGGAACAGAUUUGAGCAAUCAGAUGCUUUGGAAGUAACCCUUCAAAGACUUUAUUUUCUGGAUUAAAUGUUUGUAUUUAUUUUGGUCAUUUUUACGAGAAGCACUUUAUUCCCUUUCCUCUCACUCAUUAUGAAGUGGAACCUCCUUCUGGAGAGAGGCACCGUCACACUGAGGGAGUCACUCUAAGUGACCAAUGCAGUAGCCAGUCCCCUCCCUGGAGGCCAGACACUGCUUUUUUCCUCCGUCCAAGGAGCGAGUGGUCAUCUGGGUAGGCCAGGACUCCCACCUCUAGGCUCCCUGAUGAGGAGAGAUGUGCCUCUCAAGUACAGUCUUCUUGGGACUACAUUUUAGGCAGAGCAAAAUGUACAUGAAUUGGGCUUUUUGUAGAGUCUGUGUAUUUUAAAGUUGGGUUUUUUCCUUCCUGUUUGUAAAGUAGAGUUUCCAUACUAUGUGCUGGGGAAAGCAACUCCUAGAUACCAUCAAAGCCAGCUUAGUCUCUUUCCUUCAGGAUCAUCCUUUUAUACUUGAUGCUGGAAGUUUUUGUGAGGAAACUUCCAUACUUCACCAGAAAUCCUAAAAGUUCAGAUAUGGCCAGUUUUCUGACACCAGGCUUGCUUAGUUAAAUCCACAGGCAGUAGAUGUGUUGUGUGGUCUGAGGCAUCUAUUUCUUUUAAGACUCCUUCCCAAAUUGAGCUCCAGCAGAGAAAUUCCCUCUUUCACUGUCAGCUUUGUUGCCAGCACUACUUGAAAAUGUGGCUACUCUCUGAACUACAAACAACAGGAAAACAACUGAAAAAGACAACUAAGGCAAAUCCCAGGAGGGAGCCUGGCUCUCCCCACAUGGCCGUUACCCACAUCUGGAGCACACACCACAGAGAGUGCCAGCUUGGAUGGCUGUCACUCUCAGAACAGAGUCCACAGCAGCUGGAGGUGGUCCACCUCAUGUCUUCCUCAAUUGCUUCCUGCCUGUCACUGGUUCAGCAGAGGGGCGCAGGGCAGGAGUGUAAAUUGCUCAAACAUGAGUCCAAAUGGCCUCCAGCCCCUUGAAAGCAAGGAGUGAGAGAAAGCAAUAACUCACCAAAGCUCAACUCCCAUCCUGUGCCAGCCUCCCAGGAUACCCUCAUCUAUGUCUGUCAUCUUGCCCCAGGCAGCAGAGUACCACGGCUGCUAAAAACCCAGCCUCUCAGCCCAUUGCAACAGCUCAGGCACCAGCUUCUCUGGACAGCGUGGCUUCUUAUGAACCAUCUGCCUUGCCUCAUGGGCCUGUGUAGGCGAUUAGGUGACUUCCAAGUGACAGUGACCAGAAUUCAAAGGGCCAGAAAGGAGUUCAGUUUCUCCCUUCCAGCUCCCCACCUAGUCUGUUCUUUACUAUCUCGCCUGCUUCUCGUCCACAUCCAGUCAACACAGCAGAAGUCAGCUGCCUGGAUCAAGACCUCAUGAAGGCAGUCAUCAGGUGUGCAGUCCGGUGUUUCCAACAGUUGGCCUAUGCUCUCUUCAGUGCCUGGGGUCCUGGGAGCUUUGCUUGAGGACCAAUGGCUAGGUGGGAGGCUGUGUAGACAGUCCCUCCCCACACCUGCUCCAAGUCCAGCUCAUCCUCACCCUCCUUGGUGGUCUCUUCUGAAGAGUCACCUUCGUUCCAUGUCUAUGUUGGUACACAUUCACAUUACAAAGGCCUUUCUUUACAUCUGUGCAGCCUUCACGUGCCAAACUCAUGAAAUACCUUCUACCUUUUCUAGGGUACUUGCUACCAACUCACCUGGCAGCAAACUGUUAAGUAUCGAACCAGACAUAUGCACGGUCAUGAGCAGUCUCACACUGGUCGUGAGGCCUUUUUAAAGAAACAUGGAAGCUGCAGUGCUACUGAGCUCAUAGGAAGGUGGCACCAAGGUGCAACACUUCCAAACUUCUAUUCCAAGGUCUCUGGUCUCCGCCUCAAAUGACAGUGAUACAAACACUGGGCCCAUGAAGACAGUGCUAAUGGCUACCACAAGCAGAACUGACCCAUCCAUGACUAGCAGAGAAGCUGCAGUUGAGGCCUGGGCUAGGAGGCCAACAUCCACAAGUUCAGCAGGCUGAUUGCAAUAGUCUUGGCCAUCAGUUGGUCCUCCAGCACCCUCAUGUGGCAGCCUCAGGAUGAGGCUGAGCUGUUAAGUUUCUGAAGGUAGCCAGAGCAGUAAAGGUUGCUUGUGGGUAAAGCUAUUUGAUCUGAACAUGUCGGAAAGGCAUCAGGGCACUCAGACUGAGACACCCUGGCCUAGGUCCAUGGGAAGAUGGCCUCAGCCCAGCUUCUUGGUACCAGGCUGCCUAAACUUGGUCCUGUGCCCCUCGUGGGUAGUAGAUGCUUCUCAGGCACUUGCUCUUUCUAUUGGGCCCCUGCAUCCCCGGGGAACAUUAGAAGGCGUGUACUCCUUAUUGCCCUCCACCCAUCCCUGCACCUCUGUUUUGAUAAAAGUUAUGCACAAAUGUGAACACCUGAGAUGGGGCUGGGUAGUUCUUCAUUUUGCUCUUUGUUAAGUCAAACAUUAUCAAAUAUUCUAAUUAUUAGCACCCAAGACAAAUAGUAAAAAGGUUUAGAUGUUUUUGUUUUAUAAGGCUAUAAUCACCUGCAACUGGAGGAUAGGGCUGGUAAACAGGUUUGGCCAUAAAAUGGAAAGCAUGCAAAAACAGACCUCAUAAAGGGAGCAUCAUGCUCAAUCAUGACUACUUCCCAGAGCCAACCGAGAAGUCCCUGAACUGGAAGUGCCAUUCAGUGAAUCUUGUGACCAUCACACACCCAGCCCCAGGGUGGCACAUGGGUUGGAGAAAGCCCACACUUCAACUCCUUGUUUUGAAGGACACCACCUCACUUUAAUGUAUUGUGUGUUUUGGAAAAGCAGUAUGGUGUGUUGUGUCUAGUGAAGAACGCUUCCCUACCUCUGUCCUUUCUGCAACCCAACCAUGUGCGGUUUUACUCUGAAAACCGUGUUACUGUAUGUGUCGAUGGGGGUUCCUCCAGCGGUACUUGUUCAUAGCACAAGCUUAUGUUGAGUUCUGAACUGUCGUUCACAGCUACGUGUCUGCAUGGUGUCGCAUCUGUUGUACCUUGGGGAAAAUUCGUAUGUAAAUGUACAGAAAUAAAAAUGUUGUCCCAUUAACAGAUUUCCUCUGGAAUGUCUUCCCUACCUCACCUGAUGGUAUCCAACAAAGGGCAUUUCACCACCAUUGACGAGUAAUAAAAUCCUCCAUGUUGAUCCAGA